CUCCAGUUGAUCACCGGGAGAGCCGGUCUAUCUGCCUUUCAUUCAUCUCCGGAACUGUGCAACUUGUGCAUCAAAAGCCCGUGAGACCGUCUUGUCCAUCCUCCGACCAGCGACACCGAGGACGCCAGCGCCGGCCAUCAUCCGCGGCGGGGCAGCGUGGGAAAAAUGACAUGGAGCCUGCUAUCACGCAACAGAGCGGUUUGCUUAUGUGUUUGCGUCAGCAUGGAGCCUACAGGCAUGAAGCACUGGAGCCAAGGAUCUACCCAGGAGACAUGAAUGAUAAUGGUGUCCAUGUUCUCAUCACACCAACAGGAAAAUCUACUGAAGACAUGUUAUUUCAAGAUGAAGAUUGAUACCAGCCUGACUAUGCUCCAGCUCCCAGAGGCCCUGUCCCAGGCAGGCCUUCAGUUCUCUGUGGCCACUGAGGAGGACUUCGAUGAGAUCAUGGCUAUGAGCCAGGACAUCUAUGGAGGCCUUGACUACCUGCCCACUAGAUACACCAGCUGGCUGCAGGAGACCAACCGCAUAGUCAUAUUGGCCCGCAAACAGGGAAAAGUGAUUGCUCUGGAGUCGGUGUGCAUGAUUGACAAUGGGGAGACUAUGCUGGUGGAGGGUCUACGUGUUGCCCCUCAGGAAAGAGGCAAGGGUGUGGCAGGAGUACUACUGCGCUUUUGCUCCGAGCUUGUCAAAUCCAAGUACCCAGAAGUCAAAGUAAGCCGCUUGACCCGUGAUGAUCAGCUUGGACCCAAGGAUUUCCAGAAGUAUCGCCUCAUAACCAAGCAGGGUAUUUUGCUGGUGCGCUUCAGAGCUGAAGACGUCAAGCUCCGUCUGGCUGAGCUUGGUCUGGGUGGAGAAAUCCAAUCCUCCAACUCUCCUCCAGUGCGUCUCGACCAUACAGCUAUCCACCGCCUGUAUCUUACUACUGACCUGAUGCAGGAGGUCCUUCCCAAUGCCACCAUCAUUCAAGACUGGCAACCAUUCAAGCUUUUGCCCAGUAACAUGGCCAUCCUACUGAAGAAGGACAUCGACUGGAUGGUGGAUGAUGCAUCCAACCCGACUGUGGCCAGCCUCUGUACCUUCCCUUUCAGGGUUCCCAUUGGAGAUGACUGGUAUUACCUGAACAUUGACAUGUUCGGUAAAGACCUGGACCUGGCCCGGCAGCAGUUCUUGUGCCACCUGCUGCGCCACACUGCCACCCUGAAGGGUCACGUGAUGUGCCAGAUGUUCCUGGACCCACCACUCUGGAAGCCCAUGGCCGAAUUCUGCCACAACACCUUGAGCGUGGAGCUGGUGAAGGAGUACACCGAGCAGUGCGUGGUGGAGUCAGAUGUCGUGUAGCGACAGAAGGUGGAUGGAAAGGAGGUGAAGAUGAAGGAGCCAGAAAGGAAUGAUGACAAGGGUCUAGACAACAAGAAAUGGACACAACUCAAUUACAUUUAACAGAAAAACACAACCCUCAAUACUGAGGGACAGGAACCGGGUAAACAAAAUGUAGUUUCUACAAAACAAAACUUCUCAGAGUGCAGUGCGUUAGAUUAAACAAUACACAAACAAAUACAGAGUGGACAUAACAUCUUUAAUACAUCAUGUAAUCAGGGACAAUAUGUUUGUUGCAAAUGCAUUUACAACUAUUAUAAAAUUCAAUUGGUGACACAACUUUACAGUAAUUUCUAAGUACUGUUUUGAAGGCUGUAGUUUUGAGGGGUACAUAGUAUUUUGUUCCCAUUAUAGAAUUAAAGAUAGGUGACUAAAGAACAUAAACACCCUUUAGUAGAGGGCUUCAUGGGACAAAACUUUUGGCUGGACUGAACCUGUGAAAAAUAUAACUAAAUCCAAAAUUCAUAAAUUAGAAAGUAAAUUCUGCAAUUCCAUUGAAUGAAAUAGUUUUCGGUCCAGUGCAUCUCUGUUAUAAACCCUGAUGUGACUUGACCCUAAUGCAGUCCAAUGCAACAACACUACAAACUAUAGCCUCAAAAGUGACCAUAGAGUUGAAUCGUCACGUUAUUAGCUCACCUUGAAUUUUACUUUUACCACAAUGAUUACAGGUGUUUGGGUUAUUAUGUCCACCCUCUGUCUGUUGUAUGACAUGGAAAGGUGUUAUAAGAGCGAUGAGCUUGGGGAGGCUUUCUCACACCGGUAGCAGUGAUGUAACCUAAAACCUAAAAACAGUCAACAUGCAAAUUCUGUUUUUUAAAGAAAUUUAAGUACCCUUAGGGCAUCUCAAACCUUUCAUCUCUUAUCUUUCUGUAAAUAUGAACCUUCUAAAUAUGUACACAAGCUGAGUUGGGUUACUAAAUCUGCACAACUCUGAAGGCACUUUAUUAAGACUACACAAAACAGGUUGUGUCUACGUUAGAAUGAAAAGAAAUAGUUCAGGAUCAAAUAGGGGUAAUUUACAGAUCCCAUAUAUUAACUAGUAUUACCACAGGAACAUCAACAACAAAGCUCUGCAGUGAAAAAAAC
Messenger RNA from Plectropomus leopardus (leopard coralgrouper), 2463 nucleotides. It is a transcript of the gene nat16, whose product is annotated as N-acetyltransferase 16. NCBI's taxonomy places the organism in Eukaryota, Metazoa, Chordata, Actinopteri, Perciformes, Serranidae. The record is from RefSeq and is a predicted model, not a curated record. Gene Ontology annotation, molecular function: acyltransferase activity, transferring groups other than amino-acyl groups.